Messenger RNA from Tupaia belangeri chinensis (Chinese tree shrew), 6748 nucleotides. It is a transcript of the gene FBXL18, whose product is annotated as F-box and leucine rich repeat protein 18. The transcript is spliced from 5 exons. NCBI's taxonomy places the organism in Eukaryota, Metazoa, Chordata, Mammalia, Scandentia, Tupaiidae. The coding region runs from base 91 to 2244 and encodes 717 amino acids. Gene Ontology annotation, cellular component: SCF ubiquitin ligase complex. Gene Ontology annotation, biological process: SCF-dependent proteasomal ubiquitin-dependent protein catabolic process. Gene Ontology annotation, molecular function: protein binding. The record is from RefSeq and is a predicted model, not a curated record.
GGUCCCGCCCCUUGCCGGGGAUCUCUGUUGAGCCGCGGCCGCGCCAGCUUGGAGCGUCCGGGCUGCGGGGCGGCAGAGCCUGCCGGCAACAUGGCCAGCUCCGGAGAGGACAUGACCAAUGAUGAGGACGUGCACCCUGCAGCAGCCAGCAUGGCAGGUGGUGCCCACCUCCUGGGCUUCUCCGACGAGAUUCUCCUGCACAUUCUGAGCCACGUCCCCAGCACAGACCUGAUCCUGAGUGUACGACGCACCUGCCGGAAGCUCGCAGCCCUGUGCCUCGACAAGAGCCUCAUCCACACUGUGCUGCUGCAGAAAGACUAUCAGGCGAGCGAGGACAAGGUGAAGCAACUGGUGAGGGAGAUCGGCCGGGAGAUCCAGCAGCUGAACAUGGCUGGCUGCUACUGGCUGUCAGGCUCCACCAUCGAGCACGUGGCCCGUUGCCGCAGCCUGGUAAAGGUGAACCUCUCGGGCUGCCACCUGACCUCCCUGCGCCUCUCCAAGAUGCUCUCGGCCCUGCAGCACCUGCGCUCGCUGGCCAUUGACGUGAGCCCUGGCUUCGAUGCCAGCCAGCUGAGUGGUGACUGCAAGGCCACGCUGAGCCGCGUGAGGGAGCUCAAGCAGACACUGUUCACGCCGUCCUAUGGUGUGGUGCCUUGCUGCACUAGCCUCGAGAAGCUGCUGCUCUACUUUGAGAUCCUGGACCGCACACGUGAGGGCGCCAUCCUCUCGGGCCAGCUCAUGGUGGGCCAGAGCAACGUGCCCCACUACCAAAACCUGCGGAUCUUCUAUGCCCGUCUGGCCCCAGGCUAUAUCAACCAGGAGGUGGUGCGGCUAUACCUGGCUGUGCUCAGUGACCGCACGCCUGAGAACCUCCAUGCCUUCCUCAUCUCUGUCCCGGGCAGCUUUGCUGAGAGCGGGGCCACCAAGAACCUACUAGAGUCCAUGGUCCGCAAUGUCACGUUGGAUGCCCUACAACUGCCCAAGUCCUGGCUGAAUGGCUCAGCCCUACUUCAGCACAUGAAGUUCAGCAAUCCGUUCUACUUCAGCUUCAGCCGGUGCACCCUGUCUGGCAGCCACCUGAUCCAGCGGGUCAUCAACGGUGGGAAGGACCUCCGAAGCCUGGCCAGCCUGAACCUCAGCGGCUGUGUCCACUGCCUGUCCCCUGAUUCCUUGCUCCACAAGGCAGAGGAUGAAAUUGACAGCAGCAUCCUGGAGACUCUUGUGGCGUCCUGCAGCAAUCUGCGGCACCUGAACCUCUCAGCUGCCCACCACCACAGCUCUGAGGGCCUGGGCAGGCACCUAUGCCAGCUCCUGGCCCGGCUGCGCCACCUGCGCUCCCUUUCCCUGCCUGUCUGUGCUGUCUCUGACUCGGCACCACGGGCUGACCGCGUGCCUGCCCAGCCAGUGAUGCACGCUGUGCCCCGUGGCUUCGGCAAGAAGGUGCGCAUAGGCGUGCAGUCUUGCCCGAGCCCCUUCUUGGGCCAGACAGCCCCCCAGCCUUCCUCUGUAUUCUGGUCUCUGCUAAAGAGCUUGCCUUUUCUGGAACACCUCGAGUUAAUUGGGUCCAAUUUCUCUUCUGCCAUGCCACGCAAUGAGCCUGCCAUCCGCAACUCCCUCCCACCCUGCAGCCGGGCACAGAACGUCGGAGACUCGGAGGUGGCUGCCAUUGGCCAGCUGGCCUUCCUGCGGCAUCUGACGCUGGCCCAGUUGCCCAGCAUUUUGACGGGCUCUGGGCUGGUCAGUAUUGGCCUACAGUGCCAGCAGCUUCAGUCCCUUUCGCUGGCCAAUCUGGGCAUGAUGGGGAAGGUGGUCUACAUGCCUGCCCUGUCGGACAUGCUGAAACACUGCAAGCGGCUGAAAGACCUCAGGCUGGAGCAGCCCUACUUCAGUGCCAACGCCCAGUUUUUCCAGGCGCUGAGCCAGUGCCCCUCACUGCAGCGCCUGUGCCUGGUCUCCCGCAGCGGCACCCUCCAGCCCGACGCCGUGCUGGCCUUCAUGGCUCGCUGCCUGCACGUCGUUGUGUGCCACAUGUUCACCGGAGAGUCCCUUGCCACCUGCAAGAAACUUCAGCAGUCGCUCCUCCGCAGCUUCCAGGCCGAGAGGCCUGCCUUGAAUGUCGUCAUCUUCCCUCUGCUCCACGAAGGCCUGACUGAUGUCAUCCGCGAUGUCCCCAUGGCGCACCUGGAUGAGAUCACCUUGUUUAAAAGCAGAGUGGCCGAAGAACCACCAAACCUUUGGUGGUGAAAGGUACAGGCCAGCGCGGGCCGAGCUGCUGCCCGUCGGUCUCAGUCACCACGAGGAUGCCCUGCUGCUCAUCGCCUGCUCAGGUCCCUAUGGGCCCCUUGGCUUGUCACCAGAGAAGACAGAAAGCCAUCUGUCCCACCAUCCUGGCUCCCAGACCUCCCAGUGUUUCCCUCACACUUUCUUGUGAGGACUAGUUGCUCCGUGAAGUUUGGAUGAGGGUUUGUGCUCUGGGUGACGUGAGGGAGAUCUGGUGGGCCAGUGCCAUGGGCAGGGGCAGCUGGGCCAGGUGGAGAAGCCCUGGAGGCCCUGCCUACCUCCCUGAGCGUCAGGUGGGCCGUGGGCCCAAUGCUGCCACCCCUUCCCUUCAACUCUGAAGAGGUCCCCUGGCUCCUGUUUGUGGCCACCUGCCCUCCAGGACGGGUGGCCAUGCCGUGAGCAUGGAUGAUGCGUGCUCGCCCUGCUGCGAAGGCCAGCCAGCGACUGUGGGUCCAGGUGCCGCUGUGUUGUCAGGACAGCUGUGAGUGUGACAGUGAGCAGGACCCCGGGGCUGGAGCUGCCGAGUGGGCCCCCCAGGGCUAUUGAUGCCAAGGAGCGGGGCCUGUCCCUCCAUCUCCACAUGGCUCAUGGCACUGGACCCCUGUGAGGGUCUGAAUGCGGUUCUGGGGAAACAUAAAUCCAAUCAGCUUUGUUCAUGUAAUUCGAAAUAUUAAAACCCAGAAAGGAUGUUUCAGACUGGAGUAGAGUUCAGAUUAUUGUGUUUCAGAUAGCUUUAUUUAGUACUUUAAAACAAUUCCAUGGAGCUAUUCCAAAAACGAGAACCCUCCUCUUGGUGUGUGAGGCCUCGCCCUCUGUGCUGAGCUGACUGCCUCUGCCUUUUUCGGCCCUUCUGGAGCUGUCACCCACUGACUGGUGGGCUUCCGGGGUGGGGUGGGGGGUUGUAGCUGGGUCCUGUCCCUAUGAAUUGCUCUGGCCCCCAGCAGGCCAAGAGGGUGGUUCCUAGCCUGAGGCACCUUGGUCUCUGCAGAGCUGGGGGAGCAGAGCCCACCAGGCCUUGUCCGCACUGCCGGUGCCCCUGUUGGCUGCUGGCUUCCUCCUGUGUUUCCCUGGUGAUGGGUCCUCCCAUCCUGUGUAGUGAUGUCUCUGUUUCCUGUGCUGUUAAAACUGGGUGGAUUGGUCUUCUGUCCUUCCCUGCGCUCUUGGGGGCAAAUAGUUCUCAGCAGCUCUGCCCCCCAGGCUGAGGGAUUCCGGGAUGCCAUCAGAGGCAAGGCUGCAGGGACCGAGUACUCCUGGGGGGGCAUGCUUUGACCAGCCCUCCCAUAAACAUGUGUUUGUGUGGCCGCCUCCUGGCCCUCCUGUCUGGCGGCCUGCUCCAUCCCAGCAACUACUUUUGUUUGCCCAGGUGGAUUCGCAGGGCGAGAUCUCCCUCUUUGCCGUUUUUCUUGCAUGAGUGGGGUCAUCACCUCCUCUUUGUAACUAAGGCACUCUCUCCCCACUCCAGGCUGCAGCCAAGGGAGGGCCCUCUGCUCCUGGCCAGAGGUGGCUGACCCAGGGGUGCCCUGGAGUGGGGGCCCACACCUGACCUGUGCCUUCACCUUUGAGGUCCUGACGUUGCUUCUGAGAGCCACAGGCCACGUCCUCUCUCUUCCUGGCCUUGCAGGCCACAGGGAUAGGCUUCUUGGGGCCCAGAGGGCAGGGUCGAGGGCCCACACAGCUAUGGGUGAGGGACAGAAAGGUGGUGAGAGGUGCCCUUACCUCUAGUGUCCGGGCAUUUCUUUUGAGCUUUAAAAUGGCACCUGGAGAUCACCGAGUGAGGUGACCAGAUUGGGUGGCGUGUGCUGUGUGGCGUGUGGCUGCCUGGGACUGACUGCUUCUUGUGCACGACUGGUUGCUAACAGGCAGAGGGGAUGUGGCCUAUGUGGCCUAGAGGACUCCUAGACCCUCAGGGGCCCUUGUGCCCUCUCCUUCCUCCAGAGCUCCCCCACUCAGGCCGGGGAAUUGUCUUUCCACUGGGAAUUGAUCCAAAAAGCUGUGUGUUUUUAUGAUCUUGCCUGGAUGGUCUGUUCUCAUGAGCAAGCAGUUUUAACCAGCAGCGUAAUUUAUGCUCAUAAACGGGCUGAGUGGGGAGGGGGCUGUUCACAAGAGGCUGGGGGCACAAACUGCCUUGGAAAGCAGCCCCCCAACCGUAGACCUUGUAUUUUUAGUGUCCCCUGCAACAAUCCUUUGACUUAGAGCAAGAAUUUCCGCUGCUUCUACACCCGAGACAGGAUUCACCAGAUGUUAAUAACGUGCUUAUUUUCUCUAAGUGCUAUUUUGGCACCGGUGUUAAUUGCAAUUUAUAUUCUGCAGCAUCUUACACUGGGAAAAGAACCCACCCUAAUAGUCCCCAAUUGGCAGAGCUGGGCUGUUAAGCCAUGGACCAUAUGCUGCCUGCCGAGAGGAGCACGGUCAGCGCUCGGGCCUGUGCCUGUGUGUCUGUAUGUGCCGUACGUCUGUGUGUGCAUGCCUGCCCGCACAUGUGUGUGUGCACCUGCACGCACGAGUCCCGGUAUGCAGGCACGUGCGUAUGUCUGUGCUGUGUGUGCGUGUGCAUACACAUGUGCCUGUGUGUGUGAGAGAGACUGGGAGAGGCGGGAAGCAGCAGAUCAGGGCUUUUUCCCCUUUUGUUCUUAAAAAGAAAAACCCCUGACCUCUCAUGCUGCACACUCCUGCCUAUGCCCCACUCCUUGUGGACUCCUGCAGCCCUCCAUCCUGUGUCCUGCUAUUGCCAGGCAACACCAGGUCCUGCUGGGCUUCUGAAAGUGACCCUGGAGAAGGCAUUUGAGUCUGAGGGAACCAGGAGAAAAGGUGCAUCUCUCGACCCCAAGGGCCCCCUUCCUGCUAUGGGGCAGAUUUUCUCAUUUCUCUGUGAAAGGGAGGCUGGGAGCAGCCCUUCACUCUCAUAGCACUCUGUCUUGCCUACCAGCUGCCUGCAGAGGCCCUGUGGAUUGCCCUGAGGCCCUCUGGUCAGAGCCCAUGCACCUGCGUGUACACAUGGUAGAAGGGCACUUGCAGCUUAGGCUAGGACUGAGGAUUCCCACAAUGCUGCACUCUCCCCUCAGACAGCUCAUAGCACCUCCCUUCCCUGCUCCUGCUCCCUGUGGGGGACCCAGAGUCACAGGCCACUUGGGCAAGAGGCCGAAGCAGGCACAGACAGGCCUGGACCUGUAGAGGCCUGCUGGGAAGGUGGGCUUAGACAGUGGGGCUGUGGAUGCCAAGGGCCCAGCCUCUGGCCAAUGAGUGUCCAUGACCAGCUUCCCGGCCGUGGAGUAUGCAGACUACACCCCCAUGGUGCUGGGGCUCGUGGUGAGGGAGUCACCCUCCUUCCCAUCCCCAUGCCAGGGGCACAGGGGCAUCUUCCCACUGCUUUUUUGCCCUUGUUAUUUGCUCCUUUUAGGAUUUGAAAAUCAUAGAGCUCUUAUGAGAAGGAAUGGUACAGAAGUUGGCGGAUGGCUUGAGAGUGAGGUACAACUGUUGGCAGGGGUUCCAGCCGUGGAGCCUGUGGCAGGGGACCCUGACUUCUGUGGGCUUACAGGUUGCCACCUAUUGUCCUCAGUGACCUCGACUGUGAUGCCAAGGGCGGGGCUCUUUGAUGAUUAUUGGUCUCCACUUUUGGGAGUGCAGAAUUCUAGUGAGAAGUCUCUGCUCUACUGGGUAUGGUGAAUAAAAAACACACCACAGAAACGUAGAGAAAAACAACUGUGGGUCUGACAUAAGCUGACCAAUGUUAUCUAAAUUACUUUGCUCUUUAAAGAAACACCUAAGGGUGGGAUUUUAUGUUACUAUCAUGGUGGGGGAAGGGGGGACCUUGCUGCAUCCCAUUCUGAGCUGGCUGGAUCCAGGAAUGAAGGUGACCAGGGCAGCUGUCCAGCUGUGUCGGUUACAGAACUGAGCCAGGACUGGGGAGGUCUGUGCGAAGCCGCGCUGCUUCCAACACUGAUGUGGAGUCUGCACCAAACCCACCAGGGUGGGAGGCGGGCCUUGCUGGGGAAGAGUCCGUGUGGUAUGGGCUGGUGAGUGUGCGAGGGACAUGUGUGCAAAGGGUGUUCAUGGGUAGGUGGGAGUGUGCAUGUGCGUGCACGUGCGUGCUCCUCUCCCGCAGCCCUCAGUGGCCUCUCUGUCCAGCCCUGCACCGCCAGCCCUCUGACCACUGCCCAUCUGUGCGACUUCACCCAGGACCAGCUGAGUUCAGUGUUUUAUCAGGGGAUGGGUGGGGAAGACCUUCCCCUGGCCCCGGGGGAGUCGCCGUAUCUUGUGACCAGGUGCUAAUUGACUGUACACUCCUCACCUGCCUUUCUAUGACUGACGUCCCUGUCUGGCUGAACUGCCCACGUCUGUGGCAUCCCGUGGUGAUGCCUGCUCUUGAAUUUGGUGUUUACCCUAGCAAGCUACAUUCUGGAUGGGUAUUUUCAUGUAAACUUGUGGCAUGUGGAAAAUUUGAAAUAAAGUGGACUUGAUUUAGAAAGCU